Micropterus salmoides (largemouth bass) is the source of this 4110-nucleotide messenger RNA. RefSeq lists its product as uncharacterized. The transcript is spliced from 10 exons. The record is from RefSeq and is a predicted model, not a curated record. The coding region runs from base 461 to 2044 and encodes 527 amino acids. NCBI's taxonomy places the organism in Eukaryota, Metazoa, Chordata, Actinopteri, Centrarchiformes, Centrarchidae.
AUUACUUGGACACUUGACUAAAAAUUUGAUGCAACGUUAUUUCCCGCAGAUGCGUUUUUUUCCAGCUUUGUCAUUUUGCAGUCGUCAGUUCUACGAAUAAUUACACAGCCAAGCAUGCUAACAGCUAACAGCUAAUAAAUGAAGCUAGGUUAGCUACAGAAAUGAAGAAAUCACGCUGCUACGACACAGCGUGCCGAUGUGUAACGUUAUAAGUUAUGAUUAUACCUACAACGAUUUAGCUUAAAAUCCCCCAAAGUAAGUAUAACUGUAAAAUUUGGGGCAAAUAAAAAACUAUGCUGCAAUUCAAAACGGUUUAUGCAAAUGACGCAGUAACGUUAACGUUACGACUUUACGUACGAGCUUUUAAUUAAAACCUGAAAAAAAAAUUUAUCUGCAUGGCUGGGCAACGUUACUACAAGAGGAAAUAACAGAGACUGCAGUCAACAAACUGUGAUGGAGAAUGAUGGACAACCUGACAGCAAAUAGGAGUCGCAGAGCCUGUCAGUCAUGGGCAGACCAGAAUGGCUGGCCAACAACUUUAACUCAAGGACCCUCUCUCAACCUGCUGCCCACCUCUCAGCAUCUCAACCUGGGCUCGUCUUGUGACCAGAGACCCUCCUACGACCACCUGCAGGCGUCCAGCCAGAGCUGUAUGGGUGAUCUCAGCACCUUAUCAUCCAGAAACACUCUUCACUCUGCCCUGUACAAAGGCCCUCACAGUAGCAACAAUCCAUCAUCCAACAUGCUGUUUGCCAACACUGCUAUCCCGUGUGACUCUCACAUGAUUUCCUCAUUUGCUCAGCAAAUCCCUCACACUUCAUCAAUGCUGCUAACUGCAAACCAAGGAAAAAAUAUCCCACCACCAUCUCUCCCCCAAACAAACCAAGCUUCAAAGCCCUGUAGGUCCCAACAUCUACCACUUUUCUCACCCCACGACCCAUACAAAGCUUCAUUUCAACCUCCAUUAACCAAUCAGGGUGUACCAAACGGAGUUCAGGAUCAGCCCAUUAGCCUGCCGUCGUGUGGACCGCAUGAGCAGCGUCAGUGGAUACCUUCAUCACCCUGCAGGGGAGCUGUAAAUGAGUCUGUCCCUGAUGCAGCUGCUCAUCUUAACAAAGAACCAACGCAAGAAGGGAACACAGCUCCACAAACCAGCAAUGAGAAAUUGCGUUCAACGCUUUUACAUCAUCGUGCACAACUGCUUCAACAACUGUCAGAGUUGGAUAAACUACUGGAAUCGGUACCUCCAGAUGACAGCAACGUUGGGCAGUCUCCACACACAGCUGUUCAGUCACAGUCACGCUCAGCGGAUUGUUCACCUGCAUCACCUGCACCCUGUGAUAAACAAAGUGAGACUUGGGACACACCAGAGGACCCAAUGUCCGCCUCAGAAUCAGUGAAAAAAGAAAAUUCUUCCGCCGAAUCAGAGGAGGAUGCUGAUCUUGAUGACUUAGAUCACAGUGAUGAUGACCUCUCUUAUGUCCCACAUGAGAGCUCUUCAGAUGAAUCCAGUCACAGCACUUCCUCAGCCGACACAGACAAAAGACCUUCUCUCCCGAGGAAAAAAAGGGCUAAAGCGGGAAGUUCUUUGUCUAAGGCUGAAAGUGUCUGUCCCCCCAAAAAGACAUGUGCAACUAAUCAGAAGAAAUCAUCUGAAACUGUUGUGUCGCCAUGUUCAAAUUCUAAAGCGAAGCGUGUUUAUGACAGGAGGAAUUAUUGUGUGUUUUGCUCUAAGCCAAUAUCCAAAAUGGCACGGCAUCUUGAGACAGUCCACAGUGACAAAGCAGAGGUUGCAGCUGCCUUUCAGUAUCCCAAAAAUUCCAGAGAAAGACAAAAGAUAUGGAACAGACUAACAAAUGAAGGAAACUUUGCCCAUAAUAAAAAAUGUCUUGAAAACAGGGAAAGGCCAACUUGCUGCCAGAAAAAGGCCGAGGCAAACUGGAAAAGCCCAAGACUUUCUUCAUUGUCUUUACUGUCGAGGUCUUUAUGGGAGGAAAGCUUUGUUCAGACACAUGAGGUUGUGUCCAGAGAAAGUGAAGAAUGAAAAUGAAUCACAGAUCGGAAGAAAGCGUAUCGCAUUGCGGUGUUUUCUUGAAGCUUCAGAAGACCUUGGCAUAACUGAUGGUUUUAAGAGCGUUUUGUCCCAGAUGACAUACGAUCAUGUGGCUGAAGCUAUCAUGGAUGACAAGGUCAUCUUGCAGUUUGGCGAGCUCCUGUUUAAACAACACGGAUCAGAUGUGAAGAGGCAUGAACAUAUAAGGCAGAACCUUCGUCAGUUAGCAAGGCUUGUACUCGAAGCUCAAAAGAUAACUCCUCUGAAGAAACUGGAGGACUUCUUUCUCCCCUCAAGCUUUCCACAUGUGGUGUCUGCGGUGAACGUCCUGGCAGGCUACGAUCCGGAAAAAAAAUCGUACAGCAUUCCUUCACUCGCCAUCAAGCUGGGCUACCACCUACAGAAGGCCUGUAGUAUCGUUGAGGGUAACGCAGUGGAGUGUGGUGAUGAAAGUCUGGCAGAGUCUGCACGAAAGUUCCUCUCUGUGUACCAGAAAAAAUGGAACAAACUCAUUUCUGCAGGUGCAUUAACAACACUCAGAGUAACAAAACUGAACACCGCAAAGAAGGUGCCGUUAGCUCAAGAUGUAAAGCGCCUGAACUUCCACAUGGAGAAUGUUCAUGUUGUUGCUGAGAAAAAGCUCAGAGAGAGCCCUUCUGCAGAAAACUAUGCUGCUCUGGCCAAGGUAAUACUGGCUCGAACAAUACUUUUCAACAGGAGAAGAGCCGGAGAGGUAUCAUCAGUGCAACUAACAGCUUUUAUGUCACGGAAAACGUCGAACCUGCACGCUGGCAUGGACAUAAGCGUGUCAGAUUUGGAAAGAACCAUGUGUGGAUUCUUCACCAGAGUAGAUAUACGAGGAAAGUGCGGCAGAAUGGUCCCGGUUUUACUAAAACCAUCAUUCGUUUCUGCUAUGGAGCUUCUUGUGAAGGUUCGUGAGACCUGUGGAGUCCCCAGUAAAAAUCCCUUCCUGUUUGGCCGGCCAAAUGCACUGUCUGCCUACAGCGGGUCAGAUUGCAUCCAAAAAUAUGUGAAAGCAUGCGGAGCUCAAGACCCUGAAACCCUGACAUCGACAAAAAUCCGGAAGCAUUACACAACAAUGCUACAGAUGAUGAACCUGGAUGAAAACGAGGCCAACCAAAUUUUAGGCCCCAAUAAUCAAGUCCAAACCCUGCGACAUGACAGCAGCAUGGAGCUGGAUGACGUCAAAAUGGACUGUUACGAGAGAUUCCAAUCUGCAAGAGAACAACAAGCUGCAUCAUGGGAUCACAAUGGAUCAGCAGAGUUUUUAUCCUGAACAAGCACAUGGAGCAACAACAGACACCAACAUAGCUGCAACUCCAAAAUCUGUCAACUGGGGCAACAAAGGCUCCCAAAAUAAUGGUAAACAUAAAUGGGAGGAAGCAGAGGUCCUCGCUGUUGAAAGACAAAUGAUGCGUUUAAUUCAAGGACACAAGGUGCCUCAGAAAAACGACUGCAUUCAGUGUCUCGAGGCUGAGCCAGAAGCGCUGAGGAACCGUUCAUGGAAAGGUGUAAAGGACUACGUCAGAAACAGGAUCACUGCCCUGAAAAGACAAAGUGGAGCUUCUCGGGCUACGUCCACAAACAGUAACUUGCCCGGGCAAGUGGAACCGCAGCAGAGUACCGGACAUUUUCAGCAGUUCUGAACGUGAUAUUUUGUCGGUGACAAAAUCUGUUUGUGCAACUUUGCUUUCCCACCUUUUUUAUCCUUCACCUUCAUCUACGUCUCUGAUGCAACGUUGUGAGAGUUUCCAUCCAUUAGGAUGAAGAAUAGAUUAAUAUUUCAUCUUUGUUUUUUUUAAGGGUUAUGAUUACAGUAUAUCUGUCACAGUGGUUUUAUUUCAUUUAAUUAACUUAAUUUGUAAAUAGACAUCUCAUACAUACUGAAGAAUGAUGUAUUUUAAUUUUUUGGAGCUGCAAGUUAACUUCUGUGAUCAAGUUAUCUGGCAUUUUGUAUUUUGUUAUUCUGUUUGGUACACUGUAUUCUCUUUGACUUUGUAUAACAACUUGCCACCAUUAAAAAGUGCCAAGAAUAA